This is a messenger RNA of Lasiodiplodia theobromae, 1083 nucleotides long. Its product is annotated as Aliphatic nitrilase. Gene Ontology annotation, molecular function: catalytic activity. The coding region runs from base 1 to 1083 and encodes 360 amino acids. The record is from RefSeq and is a predicted model, not a curated record. NCBI's taxonomy places the organism in Eukaryota, Fungi, Ascomycota, Dothideomycetes, Botryosphaeriales, Botryosphaeriaceae. The transcript has a single exon.
AUGAAGCUCCUCCCCUUCCUCCUCGCCGCGGGCAUAUCCGCCCUCUCCUCCGCACCCACCACCAACACAACCACCCCAUCCACCAACCUCACCGUCGCCCUCGUCCGCACACCCCCCGCCAACUGGCUCACUCCCUUCUGGAACAAAAACUGGACAUCCCCAACCACCACGCCCUCCCUCAACGCCACCAUCGCCAAAGCCCUCACCCUCAUCGCGACCGCCUCCUCCCACGGCGCCUCCCUCGUCGUCUUCCCCGAACUCUGGUUCCCCGGCUACCCCAAGGGCAUGGACGCCGCGUGGCUGGCUAGCCAUCACGCAGCCGACUACGUCGCGCAGUCGCUCGCCGUCAACAGCACGCAGUGGCACACGCUGCUGGGCGCCGCGCGGCGCCAUGGCGUCUACCUCGCACUGGCAUACUCCGAGCGUGCCGGUGAUGCGAUUUACAUGGGCCAAGCGCUGAUAUCGCCGUCCGGCGCGCCGCUGAUCGUGCGGCGCAAGCUGCGGCCGUCGGGCAUUGAGCGGUCGUUCUGGAGCGACGGCGACGCCGCCGACGGUUUCCGCGUCGUCGACACGGCGACUACUUCCCAACAACAAGACUUCGGCCGCUGGGGCCUCCUCGAGUGCUGGGAGCACUUCCACCCGAGCAUGACGUUCCCGCAGCAAGCGCAGCUAGAAGACGUGCACGUGGCCGCGUUUCCGUACAUGCCAUCCGCCAACGACCCGCGCGCGCUGUCGUGGGAGUCGCUCGAGGUGAAUUCCGCGGCGGCGCGGCUGUACGCCGUCAAUUCGGGCGCCGUGACGCUGUUCGCGGCCGUGGGCUACAGCGCCGUGUACGCGGCCGACGGGACCGAGGUGGCGAGCGUCGAGGCCGAUGUGGAUUGGGAUGAGCAGCCGUUGCUGUUCGCGUCGGUGAAUGCGAGUGCGUUUAGGAGGGAGGCGUAUGAUGUUGAUGGGGAGCAGAGCUGGGGCGUGUUGAAGCAGAUUGAGGGCGCGUGGCCUGCGGGCGUGCCGAAGGUGAACGGGACGUUUGUGGAGAAGAAGACGGUGUCGAUUGGGGAGUUGUUGGCGAAUAUACAGGAGUAG